Emericellopsis atlantica is the source of this 1731-nucleotide messenger RNA. RefSeq lists its product as uncharacterized. Gene Ontology annotation, molecular function: mRNA binding. The transcript is spliced from 5 exons. Gene Ontology annotation, cellular component: cytosol. The record is from RefSeq and is a predicted model, not a curated record. Bases 313 to 1404 code for a protein of 363 amino acids. Lineage: Eukaryota; Fungi; Ascomycota; Sordariomycetes; Hypocreales; Bionectriaceae.
UAUUUCAGAGCUUCACCGCGCCCAGCUCCUACGCUCCCUCCCCCUUUCUCUCUCCUCCAACACAACAAUCAAUCCAGUCAACUUUGUGUCUCCGCGCAACGCUCGACGUCUGUCAAACCACAACUGUUUCUAGGGCACCAAGCUACCCUGAUUCAACUUCCUCCUCAUUGCUCAAACGAGUUCGCCUCUUUCAAGCACACUUCUUCGAACCUUCAGGUGCCUCUCCACACCCACGAGUUCGAACGUCAUCCCAACCUCUCACCGACCUCCACCCCAUCACACGACCCGACACGACAUCACAAGUUCAUCACCAUGUCUGCUGUUCCCGCCCCCGUGGAGAAGGCUGCCGAGACUGUCUCCAACACAGUCUCCAACGCCGUCAACGAUGUUGCCGAAGCUUUGAGCAAUACCAACCUCAACAGUAACAAGGCCGCCGCCAACGAGGCUGCCUCGGCCAGUGCUGCCGAAGGCCGUCGUCUGUACAUUGGCAACCUGGCCUACGCGACAACCGAGGAGGAGUUGAAGGGCUUCUUCAAGAGCUACCUUGUCGAGUCCGUUUCCAUCCCAAAGAACCCGCGUACCGACCGCCCUGUCGGCUACGCCUUCGUCGACCUCUCGACCCCUACCGAGGCCGAGCGCGCCAUCGAAGAGCUGUCAGGAAAGGAGAUCUUGGAACGCAAGGUCUCCGUCCAGCUGGCUCGCAAGCCCGAGGCCGCUGCCGAAAAGGCUGCUGAAGCUCCCGAGGCCGCUGGUGGCGAGGGCACUCGCCGCCGUGCCUCUGGUCGCGGACGUGGCCGUGGACGCAACGGCCGUGGCGGCCGCAGCGCCCGCGCUGGCGAAGAGAAGAAGGAUGAGACCGCUGAAGGCGCCGCUGCCGCUGGUCCUACCGGUGUUGUAGCCACCGAUGCUCCCCCCGCUGCUACCAACGAGGCGGCCGCAAACGCCCAGCAGCGCCAGCGCCGCGAGCGUGGCCCUCCUGCUGACGGUGUUCCCUCCAAGACCAAGGUCAUGGUUGCCAACCUACCGUACGACCUGACCGAGGAGCAGCUCAUCAACCUGUUCAAGGACUACCAGCCCACUUCUGCCAAGAUUGCCCUGCGCCCCAUCCCUCGCUUCAUGAUCAAGAAGCUUCAGGCCCGUGGCGAAGCGCGCAAGGGACGUGGCUUCGGCUUCGUCACCCUGGCCUCUGAGGAGCUCCAGCAGAAGGCUGUCGCUGAAAUGAACGCCAAGGACAUUGAGGGUCGCGAGAUCGCUGUCAAGGUGGCCAUUGACUCCCCUGAUAAGACUGACGAGGAGGCCAACGCCCCCGCGGACGAGGCUACCCAGCAAGAGAACACCAAGCCCGCCGAGCACAAGGAUGCGGCUGCUGUCCCCGCCACCGUCGCCGCUCCUACCAUUGUCUAGAUGGGCUUGGGUGGCACUCACGACAAUGACCUCCAUAUGCCCAAUAUCACAUCAUGAACCAAAAGGUCACAAUGAGUUUUUUUUGGAAUGAGUAUUUAAUAUCUGGGAGAAAUUGCAGAGUUACUCACCGAAUAAAUUCCGUUCCAGUUGGACUCAAAACCAAAAUUGAGACUCUCAAACUCGGGUGACUGAUGCGCUGGUGAAUAUGCCUUUGUAAUUUGUCGUUCGCAGCCGUGACACAUUCCAUAUUGCAUCGUAUGGGAAGUUUCAAAAUGCUUCAGUACUACGUACAGAAAAAAAGCACGAGCGUUGUUGAAUGUUGUCUAA